GCGGCACCCCCCGCCUUGUACAAAUAGACUCGCGUUGCCGUCGAGCAGCCGCGGCUGACCAGUCACUCACAUUCUACUCGAGGUCUCGAGCUGUCAGCUGUGCCAGCCGCGGCCAGAGAAUAGUACUCCAAAUGCAGCUUCUUCCGCGCCUCUGCAUGGCCACGGGCACCGGCACCGGCACCGGCGACGGAGACGGAGACAGGGAGGGGAACGGCAACAGCAGCAAGCUGGGCACCGCGGUGUCGUCCUCUUCGUCGACCGUCUCCACGUCGUCCGCCGCGGCGGCGGCCGUGUCGGAGGCGUCGUCGUCCUCGACGUCCCUCCCGUCGCUCCCAUCGCUCUCUUCAGCGACGAGCGCCAGCCUCGCCGCGUCCUUCGCCCACGUCACCACGCUACUCCCUCUGUCCGCGUCGUCGUCCGCUGCCGUCGUCGCGGCGGCGGCGGGGGACUCCCUCCACGGCGGCCUCGUCGUCGUGGCGCGGCCGGCGUGCGUGGCGCUCCACGACCUGUCGACGAUGGAGGCGACCUCCACCUCCGACGCCGCGGACGCCGCCGCGGCCGCGGGCUCGGUCAAGUGCGUGGCGCACCUCCACGGCAUCGGCGGCGCCGCGGCCGUGACGGGCCACCAGGACGGGCGGCUGCGCGUGUGGCGGGUGUCCUCGCGGUCGCCCGGCAGGCUCCGCCUCGCCGCGGCGCUCCCCACGGUGUCCGAUCGCCUCCGCCGGUUCCCGGUCCCGUCCAACCACGUGACGGUGCGGCGCCACCACCGCCGGCUCUGGAUCGAGCACGCCGACGCCGUGUCGGGCGUGGCGGCGUCGGCCGACGGGCGCCUCCUCUUCUCCGUGUCCUGGGACAAGACGCUCAAGGUGUGGGCGCUGCCGUCGCUGCGGUGCCUGCAGUCGCUGCCGGCGCACGACGACGCCGUGAACGCCGUGGCCGUGGCGCCCGACGGCACCGUGUACACGGCCUCCGCCGACAAGCGCGUCCGCGUGUGGGCGACCCGCCGCCCCGACAACAAGCCGCCACCGUCCCGGCGCGGCGCGCGCGGCGGCAAGAAGCACCACCAAUACCACCUGGUCGCCACGCUGUCCCGCCACACGGCGGCGGUGAACGCCGUGGCCGUCGGGUGCGGGGGCCAGGCGCUCUACUCGGGCGGCAACGACCGGUGCGUGCUGGUGUGGGAGCGGGAGGACAGCGCCAGCCACAUGGUCGCGGUCGGGGCGCUCAGGGGCCACCGCAGGGCCGUGCUCUCCGUCGCGUGCGCGCCGGGCGGGCUGGUCGUCAGCGGGUCCGCGGACCAGACGGUGCGGGCAUGGCGCCGCGCCGCGGACGGCAGGGGGUACGCGUGCGUCGCCGUGAUCGACGGCCUGCACGACGCCGCCGUCAGGUCCGUCGCGGCGGCGCCUGUGCCGCCGGUCCAGAAGCGGUCCCGCGCAGGCGGUGACGGUGUAGACGGCGGCGGCGGCGACGAGGAGGAGUGGAAGGUGUGCAGCGCGAGCUUCGACGGCGAGGUGCGGGUGUGGUCGCUGCGCGUGUCGGGUUUGUAGUAGGUGCGAUUUGGCGCGAUCUUUUGACGUAGGGCAGUGUAUUCUUUUUUUCUUCCCCUUAUUAUAUGAUUAUUAUCUCUAUACACCAAGUUUUGGUUUGGCUUUUGAAUACGGCAAGCAGUCGUAUCGUACGUUUGUGUAGAUACAGAAGAGAGCUAGAGUGUCGAGUGUGUGGACAUUAGUUUUUAUCUUGUUACAAAUGUGUUGAGAAAAUUCUAUAUUCCUUUCA
Molecule: messenger RNA, 1776 nt
Organism: Sorghum bicolor (sorghum)
Lineage: Eukaryota; Viridiplantae; Streptophyta; Magnoliopsida; Poales; Poaceae
Product: protein JINGUBANG
Exons: 1
Coding region: 132-1547 (471 amino acids)
Molecular function (GO): protein binding
Source: RefSeq, a predicted model, not a curated record